This is a messenger RNA of Pseudopipra pipra, 647 nucleotides long. RefSeq names its product mitochondrial ribosomal protein L30 (gene MRPL30). Lineage: Eukaryota; Metazoa; Chordata; Aves; Passeriformes; Pipridae. The transcript has 5 exons. The record is from RefSeq and is a predicted model, not a curated record. Gene Ontology annotation, molecular function: structural constituent of ribosome. Gene Ontology annotation, cellular component: large ribosomal subunit; mitochondrion. Gene Ontology annotation, biological process: translation. The coding region runs from base 16 to 597 and encodes 193 amino acids.
GAGCUGAGGGGGAGGAUGGAGAGGGGCGGUGUCUCACCCUUGUCCUUCCGCCCGCUCGGAACUCAAGUGCCGCGGCGCUGGUGUCCGGCCGAGAGAGGGGUGUGCACCGAAAUGGCCGCCGGGGCGGGCCGGGUGGGCCUGGGGCUCUCAGGAGCCGGGAGGCUGCUGGGAAAGAGGAUGGAGGGGAUGGUGUCCCCAGCCUGGGCUCGCUGUCUCUUUACCAGGUCGAGAAUUCCAGACUCGGUAUUUCAGCCACGGCCUGGAGAUCAUGAGAAGUAUGGAGGUGACCCUGAGCAGCCCCACCAAAUCCAUGUUAUUACCAGAAUAAAAAGUGUCAUUGGUCGCCCAUAUUGGGAAAAGAAGAUAGUACGUGACCUUGGGCUGGAUAAAGCGCAUCAGCCGAGACUGCACAAAAAUAUCCCUUCUGUGAAUUCCAAACUGAAAGUUAUUAAACAUCUGAUAAGAAUAAAGCCACUGAAACUACCCUACGGGUUGCCAACAGAAGAGGAAAUACCCGGCACCUUUCUGACACGCAACGGAGAGCUUGUCAUUAAACGGCGUCUGAAACCUGUGGAGCAGAAAGAAAUAAAGUCAUAAGGUGUGCUGGUUGGAUUUGGAUUCUAUAAAAUAAAUACUUUAAAUUCUGA